AUGGGUCUGGAGUACAGAGUAUUCACCAGCAGACGUUCCGGCGUGAACCGGUCCACCCCAGCCGGUCACGAUCAUCUCAAGUGGGUGCCGACCACUUCGACAUUGAUAUUCGGCCAAAAAGAUGCGGUGCUGGUCGAUACGCAGUUAACCAUGGCUGCUGCCAAAGAGUUGGUAGACUGGGUUGUAGCCACUGGGAAAAACCUCACGACGAUCUAUGUCUCUCAUGCCCAUGGCGAUCAUUUUUAUGGCACCGAUGCCGUCCUCGAAAAAUAUCCAGAAGCCAAAGUUGUGGCUACGCCGGAGACUGUCUCUCGUAUGGCUGAGGCCAUCGCUCCUGAAGGGAUGGACGCCUUUUGGAGAAAUCUUUUCCCUGGUCAGAUCCCGGAAAAGCUCGUGAUGGCCACCCCCUCGAGCAAGACCACUUUAUACACAGAUGAUACAACGGCUCUCUGGGUACCUGCAAUCGGCUUGGUUGUUGCGGGCGAUGCAGUCUACAACAACACCCACCCUUUCCUUGGCGAGUCGAAAUCCCUAGAGGCCAGAUCAAGAUGGGUAGCAGCGCUCGAUAAGAUUGCGAGCCUAGAACCGAGAAUCGUCGUUGGCGGUCACAGUGACCCAUCCAAGGGAUUCUCCCCCGAUGCCGUCCAAGCGACCAAGGAUUAUUUGAAUGACUUCGCGCGACUGGACGAACAAACAUCCAGUCCCGAGGAAUUAUACUCCCAAAUGAUGGAAUUGCAUCCCACUCGAUUGAAUGUUGGCUCGCUUUGGGGAGGUGCAACGCUCGUGAAAAAAUGA
Molecule: messenger RNA, 795 nt
Organism: Penicillium daleae
Lineage: Eukaryota; Fungi; Ascomycota; Eurotiomycetes; Eurotiales; Aspergillaceae
Product: MBL fold metallo-hydrolase
Exons: 2
Coding region: 1-795 (264 amino acids)
Source: RefSeq, a predicted model, not a curated record